Molecule: messenger RNA, 1182 nt
Organism: Daucus carota subsp. sativus
Lineage: Eukaryota; Viridiplantae; Streptophyta; Magnoliopsida; Apiales; Apiaceae
Product: nudix hydrolase 23, chloroplastic
Exons: 7
Coding region: 106-1002 (298 amino acids)
Molecular function (GO): hydrolase activity
Source: RefSeq, a predicted model, not a curated record
GUUGCUCAGCGGACCGUAACACAAUCGCAAAAGAUAUGAAUGAGAUCAAACUGAAACAUAUCUCAACACCCAGGCAGGAUAUUUGAAGAAAAGGGUCAACUAGAAAUGCAGAAAGCUAUACACAUCUUAUCAUCCUCAUCAACUGCCUUCAUACUCCCGCGAUUCAAAUGUAAUAACAACAUCAACGGCGGCGCAGCCAUCUCUUUCAUCUCCUUCUCUUCCUCUUCGUCCAUUACAUCAACAGCAAGGUCAAUUACGACGUCGUCUUUGCUUCUCCGCCCUUGUGGUCUAAAGCGUCGCCGCCGAUUCAGACCGUUUCGCGCUUUCGUAACUCGCUCCGAGUCAAACCCAGAGGCCUCUUCUUCUCCUUCUACAUCUGUUGCCUUCCAGUCCACUGGAAUCACUCGAAAGAUCAACUUCUGUCAGUGGUGUGGUGGUUCAACAAAACACGAGAUACCUGAUGGAGAGGAGAAGACAAGAGCUAUUUGCACACUCUGUGGAAAGAUUGCCUACGAGAACCCAAAAAUGGUGGUGGGUUGCCUUAUUGAACACGAGAACAAGGUUUUACUUUGCAAGAGAAACAUUCAACCAUCUCAUGGUCGUUGGACGCUUCCAGCUGGUUACAUGGAGAUGGGAGAGUCUGCUACCGAAGGGGCAGUCAGGGAAACCUUUGAAGAGGCUGGUGCAGAAGUCCAAGUUCUCUCUCCAUUUGCUCAUUUGGACAUCCCUCGUAUAGGCCAAACAUAUAUAAUUUUCUUGGCGAAAUUGAAGACUCCACACUUUUCGCCUGGUCCAGAAUCAUCAGAGUGCCGACUUUUUGCACUUGAUGACAUACCAUUUGAUUCUUUGGCUUUUUCAUCAAUGGUGGUUACCUUAAAUUUGUACAUUGAAGACUUGAAGAUUGGGAGACCCAAGUUUCACUACGGCAUUAUCAAUAAAAGGCCUGGCACUAGCCCGUCUGCAAUUCAAGCCUACACUCUUGAUGGUCAUAUUCAGUCUUGACAAGGAGAGACCUGUAGAAUCUGUGGUCAAAUGAAGUGUGGAGAGUGAGAAGAACGUCUGUAAACAGUUAUCAGUCCUCUGGUCCUGGUGAAACAAAAAUGCUGUUUUGCUACAAUUGAACUUUUCUUGGAUAAUAAAGAACUCAUCAUAAUACCUAAUUAUACUUUUCAGUUUGAUCCA